AUGUGGAAGAUAUGGCGAAUUAUAUUCUUGAAUCAAGAGGUGCAAAGAAAUCGUGUUUAUGACUUUCAGAGAGCUCUCUACGAAGAUCCCAAGCUUAUUGGAGAAUGGUUUCGACUGGUAUCGAAUAUGCGAGCAAAAUAUAGUAUUCUCGAUUGCGAUUUCUACAAUUUCGACGAAACCGGCUUUAUGAUGAGUAUAAUAUAUCCCGGAAUAGUUGCAUAUAUCAACCAUAUAUCGAAGAUUGAAUUCUUUGCAGCUUUCAAAGCUGCAUAUCAAGAAUCAAUCACAGCUCAGAAUAUGAAAUCAGGAUUCCGAGGAACAGGUCUAAUACCAUUUAAUCCUGAAGCUGUACUUUCGAAACUAGAUAUUCGAAUUCAUACGUCUACCCCUCCUCCUUUCGAUCCAGAUAUAUGGAUCUCUCAAACCCCUCACAAUCCAACUGAAGCUCUUUCACAAUCAACUUUAGUAAAAUCUCGAAUAACACGUCAUCAAUCAAGCUCCCCUACACCUAUAUUUGAGACUGUACUAGCUCUAACUAAAGGUAUAGAGAGAUUAGCUCAUGAGAAUACACUUUUAAAUGCAGAGAUUCGUAUACUUCGAAAGACAAAUAUAGCAUUAAACAAACGUUGA
Sclerotinia sclerotiorum 1980 UF-70 is the source of this 630-nucleotide messenger RNA. RefSeq lists its product as hypothetical. The transcript has 3 exons. Bases 1 to 630 code for a protein of 209 amino acids. Lineage: Eukaryota; Fungi; Ascomycota; Leotiomycetes; Helotiales; Sclerotiniaceae. The record is from RefSeq and is a predicted model, not a curated record.